Messenger RNA from Eimeria necatrix, 321 nucleotides. RefSeq lists its product as hypothetical. Lineage: Eukaryota; Apicomplexa; Conoidasida; Eucoccidiorida; Eimeriidae. The transcript has a single exon. Bases 1 to 321 code for a protein of 106 amino acids. The record is from RefSeq and is a predicted model, not a curated record.
AUGCAGCAGCAGCAGCAGCAGAGAUGCAGCAGCAGCAGCGACAGAGAUGUAGCAGCAGCAGCAACAGAGAUGCAGCAGCAGCAGCAGCAGAGAUGCAGCAGCAGCAGCCGCAUCACGGGAAUAGCGGCACAGCAGCUGCAGCAGCAGCUGCAGCAGCAGCUGCAGCUGCAGCAGCAGCAGCUGCAGCUGCAGCAGCAGCAGCUGCAGCAGCAGCAGCAGCUGCGGGUCUCGAAUGGUCCAUGGCCUCUUUUUGUCCCCCCCUCCCCAGCUGUAUGUACAGCUCGGGGCAUUAUUGGCUCCUUCAGAAAGGCCCCAAACUAA